This is a messenger RNA of Kwoniella shivajii, 1107 nucleotides long. RefSeq lists its product as uncharacterized. The transcript has 7 exons. The record is from RefSeq and is a predicted model, not a curated record. Lineage: Eukaryota; Fungi; Basidiomycota; Tremellomycetes; Tremellales; Cryptococcaceae. Bases 1 to 1107 code for a protein of 368 amino acids.
AUGGGAUUUUGGACGACUCUUAUAACUUGGAUUAGUUUUCAAUGGAACGCAGCUUUACAUGCUGGACUCCCAUUGGUUUUCUGGGUAAGACCUCGUUGGUCCGUAGAUGAUAUUCCUGAUCAAAGUGGUAAAGUUGUACUAGUAACAGGUGGUAACUCAGGUGUAGGAUACGCGACCUCACUGGCAUUUUACAAUGCAGGUGCCAAAGUGUAUCUAGCAUGCAGGAACGAAAAAUCAGCAAAAGAAGCUAUUGAACAAAUCCAAAAAGGUGCUGUGAAAACCAUGGCAGGAUACGAGUAUCAUAACCAGAAAAAAGAUGGGAAUAGGCAAAAAGGAUCUUUGGAAUUCAUACAACUGGAUUUGACUGAUUUGGAAAGUGUCGAUAAUUGUGCUGAAGAAUUCUUAAAGAAAGAAGAUAAAUUGGAUGUUCUCUUUGGUAAUGCUGGAAUCAUGGCUACACCUGAGGGAUUAUAUACCAAACAAGGAUACACCCUUCAAUUCGGUACCAACGUAAUUGGACAUCAACGAUUAAUAUCACUGCUUCUUCCACUUUUACUCACCUCACCUCCCACUCAUCCUAGUCGAGUUAUCAUGACGACUUCAGCAGGUCACGCAAUGGCACCUUCAUCAGGAGUAGAUUAUAAAUCCGUUGUGAGAGAUUCGUCUGAUCCAAUUACAGGAGAAGAUCAAGAUCCAAAGCAAGGUAAAAACGAAUAUGGCAGUUGGGUUGAAUACGGUCAAUCAAAAUGGGGAAAUAUAGCUAUUUCAAAAUACCUUCAUAACGCUUAUGGUAGACAAGGUAGAUUAAUCAGUGUUGCUGUUCAUCCCGGUUUGGUAGCUACCAAUUUGGCAUCUCAUUUCUCUUUGGUUCCGUAUCUUGUCAAACAUGUAUCUUGGAUCACUCCAUUCAUCACUCGGACAGGCGCUGUUGGAGCUGUCAACCAAGUCUGGGCAGCUACAAUACCCGACCAUGACGCAAGAUGGAUAAGCGGUGAAUAUAUAGUCCCGUAUAAAAGUAUCGGAAUACCUAGACCUGAUUUACAAGAUGAUGAGAAAGUCGAACAAGUUUGGAAUUGGUGUGAAGAGCAAGGGAGGAAAAGGGUGUAA